Lymnaea stagnalis (great pond snail) is the source of this 1273-nucleotide messenger RNA. NCBI's taxonomy places the organism in Eukaryota, Metazoa, Mollusca, Gastropoda, Lymnaeidae. The record is from the annotation of a GenBank genome assembly.
UAUCCACCGUCAUCCACAGUCAUCCUUCGUAAACCACAAUCAUCCAUCGUCAUCUACGGUCAUCCUCCAUCAUCCACCGUAAUUAACCAUAAUUCAACUAGAUCCACCUUCAUUUACUGUCAUCCUCCGUCAUACAUUGUAAUCCACCGAAUUCCACCGCAAACAAUCACUUUCACUUUUAUUAUCACUAUCAUACAACAUCCGCUGUCAUCCAACUUCAUCCACUGUCAUCCACGGUUAUGUAGGACAAUUUUCCCCGGGAGUGAACUUUGCUUGACUCCAAAUUAGAUUUCUAGCAUACGUUACGUUCAUAGAUGGGCAUGGCUUAGUCUUUUGAUCCGUCGUGUUUACUACCGACUACCAAUUAAACAUGUUUAGUCUGUCUCUUAGUAUCUUGUCGAAAGUUUCCGCUUUGCCGAGAAAGUAAACAAUGUCUGAGUAGUUUCUGGAAGGCAGUACUUACGCUGCAAAUAUAAGGGAUUGACAGGGACAGAGGUUCACGGAGAUUGAGGUAGAGAUUCAGAUAGAUUGAUGGAUAUUUUUUUAACUUCACGAGACGUGUAUUAUUCUUUGUGUACUCAUAGGUUUUUAUUCGCAUUCGUCAUUAUUAAUUGGCAUAUUCUACUAAUUGUGUACCGGUACAAGACAUUCUCAUACUCUGUAGGUUGAUCAUUUGUAAUUAUAUUUUCUUUUGUUUUGUAAUUACAUUAUUAGUGAUUUAAAUCGUAUUAAUUGUAAUUGGUAUUGUUUUAGGUGUCGUAUUUUAGUUAUUUUAUUUCUCUAUGGUAUCUUCCUUUGUUAGGUACUGCUUGAACGAGCCAUAAAUUUAAAAUAGGAGAUUAAUUUCUCACAAUAGAAGGCAGUGCGUAACACCACUGUCAUCCACAGUCAGCCACUGUCACUCAUCGUCAUCCACCAUGAUUCACGGUCAUCCACCAACAUCAACCGUGAUCCACGGGCAUUGACGGUCAUCCUUUGUCAUCAUCCAUCAUCCACCAUCAUCCAAAGUCAUCCAUAUGUAUCAACCGACAACUACUGUCAUCCACCAUCAUCCACCGUCACCCAACGUCAUCCAAUGUCAUUCACUGUCAUCCAAUGUCAUUCACUGUCAUCCAACGUAAUCGUUAGUCUUUCAAGGACAUUCACAGUCAUCCUAUUUCAUCCAGCGUCAUCUAACGUCAUCUUAAGUCAUGCAAAGCCAUCCACUAUCAUCCACCAUUAUCUAACGUCAUCCUCGGUCAUCCACUGUCAUCCACUUUCAUUGACCAUCAUU